Messenger RNA from Aspergillus aculeatinus CBS 121060, 867 nucleotides. RefSeq names its product BRCT domain protein. The record is from RefSeq and is a predicted model, not a curated record. The transcript has 4 exons. The coding region runs from base 1 to 867 and encodes 288 amino acids. NCBI's taxonomy places the organism in Eukaryota, Fungi, Ascomycota, Eurotiomycetes, Eurotiales, Aspergillaceae.
AUGGGCAAGACAUUCCACAAGAUCCACGCCAGCUCGGCAGGCAAAUUCCCCAAAGACGGAGACAAAAUCCCGCAAUGGAUCCGCGCCAACGGAGGCGAAUACCAUUCGGCUAUCACCCCGCAAGUGACUCAUCUCAUCACGACUCUCGAGGCGUAUAAGAAGAAUAUCGCGCCAGUCCGCGAAGCCAAGGCGCUGAAAAACAUCAAGAUCGUCACCUUCGACUGGCUGGAAGAUUCCUUGCUCGGCAGGGGCAAGAAGCCAAAACGGGUGACCGAAUACCUCCUGGAAACGAUUGUAAAGGACGAGGAGAAACGGAAAAAGAAACCAGCUCGAGAGGCGUCUCGGACCACGAAGCCGGUAGACGCUGCAGCGGCCACAACGCGGAAGGCUGGUGCCGCGAAGAAACCCGCAGCUAAGUAUUGCAUCUACGUGGGCGAAACAACAGGGAUCAAGUACGAUAUCCCUCUGGUGCGGUUCAUGGCCUGUAGAAGGUCGAGAGAGAAGAUCCGUCUCAAGGUAUACGAAUCCAAGGCCGAGCCACACGUUUACGCUACGCGCAUGGAAUACAGUCGCACCGGAGCAGCUUGUGCCCAGAUGUUGACACCUCUGGGAACUAGUUUGAAGAUAGCUAUGGAUGCAUUUGAGGCAAAGUUCAUGAGUAAGACCGGAGUAGCCUGGGCUGAUCGCUCGAAUGGGGUUGCGCCUCCUCCGAAGAUGGACAAGGAAGGCAAUCCGCUGCCUGCGGACAAGGGGUGGUAUUUCUUCGAAGACGGCCAGAGCAUAUUAUCCCAGUACCUUCAUUCUCAUACUGCUGUCGAAGACCAGGGGCAUGAAGUCGAAACAGCAGGUGGGGCCAGCUUGGUUUGA